Molecule: messenger RNA, 663 nt
Organism: Procambarus clarkii (red swamp crayfish)
Lineage: Eukaryota; Metazoa; Arthropoda; Malacostraca; Decapoda; Cambaridae
Source: RefSeq, a predicted model, not a curated record
AUGGCGACACCCUCGGAGAGUACAUACACAAGUAUAACACCUUACAACUUACCACCUACACACUCUUCAACUACAGGACCCAAUCCCACCCACGUAUGGGAGGGCGACCUACCUCCCACCCACGUAUGGGAGGGCGACCUACCUCCCACCAACACAUGGGAGGUCGACCUACCUCCCACCAACACAUGGGAGGGCGACCUACCUCCCACCAACACAUGGGAGGGCGACCUACCUCCCACCAACACAUGGGAGGGCGACCUACCUCCCACCAACACAUGGGAGGUCGACCUACCUCCCACCAACACAUGGGAGGUCGACCUACCUCCCACCAACACAUGGGAGGGCGACCUACCUCCCACCCACGUAUGGGAGGGCGACCUACCUCCCACCAACACAUGGGAGGGCGACCUACCUCCCACCAACACAUGGGAGGGCGACCUACCUCCCACCAACACAUGGGAGGGCGACCUACCUCCCACCAACACAUGGGAGGGCGACCUACCUCCCACCCACGUAUGGGAGGGCGACCUACCUCCCACCAACACAUGGGAGGCCGACCUACCUCCCACCAACACAUGGGAGGGCGACCUACCUCCCACCCACGUAUGGGAGGGCGACCUACCUCCCACCAACACAUGGGAGGUCGACCUACCUCCCACCCAC